AAUUUUGUUGUUAAUUAUUACUAUUCAUUACUUUAUUACUCAUUUAAUGUAAAAAAUAAUUUUCCACACGUUGUAUUUAAAUACUUUGUAGUUGUAAUACAUAUUUUUAAUUGUUUUUACGAUUUAAAUUUUUUUUUAGUAGUAUGAAUUUCCCUGCACUUAAAAAUGAUCGUAUCUUACGAGCAGCUAGAGGUGAAGAAGUUGAUCGUAUUCCAGUAUGGGUAAUGCGACAAGCUGGUCGAUAUUUACCUGAAUUCAGAGAAUUGCGAUCGCGUUACGAUUUUUUCACUAUAUGCCGAACACCAGAACUUGCAUGUGAAGUCACUUUGCAACCAAUUCAGAGAUACGAUCUCGAUGCUUCCAUAAUUUUCAGUGAUAUCCUGGUGAUUGUUCAGGCAUUAGGUAUGAUUGUUGAAAUGCAGCCUAGUGUUGGACCUGUGAUUCCAGAUCCUUUAAAGGAACCUAUAGAUUUAGACAGACUAAAGCAAUCAAUUGAUGUUAAACAAGAAUUAGGAUAUGUAUUUGAAGCUAUAACAUUGACUAGACAUCGAUUAAAUGGCCAGGUACCUCUUAUAGGAUUUAGUGGUGCACCAUGGACACUCAUGUGUUACAUGAUAGAAGGAGGUGGAUCCAAAACUAUGUCAAAGGCUAAAAAAUGGCUGUACAAAUAUCCAGAAGAAAGCAAAAGAUUAUUACAAAUCCUAACAGACAUUAUAGUGAAAUAUUUAAUAGAGCAGGUGAAUGCUGGUGCUCAAAUGUUGCAAGUAUUUGAAUCAAAUGCAGAAUACUUGAAUUCCGAACUAUUUGACAGAUUUAGUGGUCCAUAUCUGUCCUCCAUUUGUUCACGCGUUAAAAACGAGUUGAAAGGUAAUAGUGUACCAAUGGUAGUGUUUGCCAAAGGAGGUCACUAUGCUAUCAAACAACUAUCUACUUUUGACUAUGACAUAGUUGGUUUGGAUUGGACAAUUGAUCCUGUUGAAGCUAGGAAAAUUGUUGGUAGUAAUAUAACAUUGCAAGGCAAUUUAGACCCUUGUUCGUUGUACGGCCCGCCUGAACAAAUAAAAAUAAUGGUCAAGGAUAUGGUGUCAAAAUUUACAAAACAUAGAUACAUUGCAAAUUUGGGUCAUGGUAUCUACCCUGAUGUUGAUCCAGAACACUUGAGGGCUAUGAUUGAUGCUGUACAUGAAUGUUAAGAAAAUCUGUGUAUUCUUUUUUUAAAACCAAACUAGAAAUUUUAUUUCUAUUAUUUAGUUGAUUGGGUUAAAUGGAUAAUAUUUUAUUUUUGUAAUAUAUCAAUGUUAUUAAAGAAAGUACAAUACAUAA
This is a messenger RNA of Rhopalosiphum maidis (corn leaf aphid), 1323 nucleotides long. It is a transcript of the gene Urod, whose product is annotated as uroporphyrinogen decarboxylase. The record is from RefSeq and is a predicted model, not a curated record. Gene Ontology annotation, molecular function: uroporphyrinogen decarboxylase activity. Bases 144 to 1193 code for a protein of 349 amino acids. Gene Ontology annotation, cellular component: cytosol. Lineage: Eukaryota; Metazoa; Arthropoda; Insecta; Hemiptera; Aphididae. The transcript has 3 exons. Gene Ontology annotation, biological process: heme biosynthetic process.